Messenger RNA from Panicum virgatum (switchgrass), 2687 nucleotides. Its product is annotated as cryptochrome DASH, chloroplastic/mitochondrial-like. Lineage: Eukaryota; Viridiplantae; Streptophyta; Magnoliopsida; Poales; Poaceae. Gene Ontology annotation, molecular function: DNA photolyase activity; FAD binding; DNA binding. The coding region runs from base 29 to 1771 and encodes 580 amino acids. The record is from RefSeq and is a predicted model, not a curated record. The transcript has 12 exons. Gene Ontology annotation, biological process: photoreactive repair.
CAAGACUUUCAAAUCCUCGGUCCAAGAAAUGCGUCUCCACUUCCUUUCUUCCUCUUCCGCCUCCUCCCCUCUCUGCCGCCGAUUCCUGCUGCACCCCAAUCCACCAGCCAGCCUCCGUUUCCUCGCCAUGAGCGCCGCCGCCUCAAGCUCCUCGUCCCGGCAGGUGCGCGGUGCGGCGGUGCCGGUGCCUUCUCUCAGCGCCGACGAGACCGGCGCAGUGGCUGACGAGGCCUUCCAGAGGCAUACGUCGCCGAGCUUGAGGAGAGGCGGGGCCGGGGUGGCCGUAGUGUGGUUCAGGAACGACCUCCGGGUCCUCGACAACGAGGCGCUGGUGCGCGCGUGGGCGGCGUCCGAGGCGGUCCUGCCGGUGUUCUGCGUUGAUCCUCGGGUCUUCCAGGGGAGCACGCACUACUUCGGGUUCCCCAAGACUGGAGCAUUGAGGGCACAGUUCUUGAUAGAGUGUCUGGGAGAUCUGAAGUAUAAUUUGAAGAAAAAGGGUCUCGAUUUACUAGUUCGCACCGGCAAGCCUGAAGAGAUCCUUCCUUCGAUUGCAAAGGCUGUCAGUGCACAUACUGUUUAUGCUCAAAAGGAAACCUGCAGUGAGGAGCUCCUCGUCGAGUGCCUCGUGAGCAAAGGCCUAGAGCAAAUUCAGAUUACUCAAGGAGGAACAUCUGGCCAGAAGAAAUCUCCGAACCCCAAGCUGCAGCUCAUCUGGGGAGCAACAAUGUACCAUAUUGAUGACCUCCCUUUCACUGUGAACAACUUGCCUGACGUGUACACACAGUUCAGAAAGGCGGUUGAAUCGAAGUCCUCGGUUAGGAAUUGCAGCAAGUUGCCGCCAUCGCUUGGGCCGCCCCCUAGUUCCGGCCUAGAUGAGAUUGGAGGGUGGGGGGCAAUACCAACACUGGAGUCGCUAGGCCUGAGUGUCACAAAGUCCGAGAAGGGAAUGCAUUUCAAAGGAGGAGAGAAUGCAGCUCUCGGAAGAAUCCAUGAAUACUUCUGGAAGACGGAUCAGCUGAAAGUCUACAAAGAGACCAGGAAUGGCAUGUUAGGUCCAGAUUACUCCACAAAAUUCUCUCCUUGGCUUGCUUCUGGCAGUCUUUCGCCACGUUAUAUUUUCGAAGAGGUGAAGAGAUAUGAGAAGCAAAGAGUAGCAAAUGAUUCUACAUACUGGGUUUUGUUUGAGUUGAUAUGGAGAGACUACUUCAGAUUUCUAUCAGCAAAAUAUGGGAACUCCAUUUUCCACCUAGGAGGUCCGAGGAAAGUAGUAUCCAAAUGGAGUCAGGACCAAGCAUUGUUUGAAUCUUGGAGAGAUGGUCGAACCGGCUACCCUCUUAUUGAUGCCAACAUGAGGGAGCUUUCAGCCACUGGUUUCAUUUCUAACCGUGGCCGUCAGAUUGUCUGCUCAUUUCUUGUCCGAGAUAUGGGUAUCGAUUGGAGAAUGGGAGCAGAAUGGUUCGAGACAUGUUUAUUGGAUUAUGACCCAUCUUCAAAUUAUGGUAACUGGACAUAUGGAGCAGGAGUUGGCAAUGAUCCACGAGAAGAUCGAUACUUCAGUAUCCCAAAGCAAGCCAAAACGUACGAUCCUGAAGGGGAGUACGUCUCAUACUGGUUACCAGAACUCCGGUCGCUGGCGAAGGAAAGAAGAAACUUCCCAGGGGCGUCAUACAUUAGGCAGAUCGUCCCACUGAAGUUCGAUGGUGGAAAUCAGAAAAAAGAUCAGCAGUUCAACCAGCAGAGAAGGCCGAACAACAUGUACAGAAGGAGAUGAAGUAAAUUAACAUAGUUGGUUGGAGAUUGAGGAUGCACGAAUUUCUCUAUGGCCUUAUGCAAAAGUUCAUUGGAGGAUUCUUCUGUGUUUUGCAAUGUUUGUCAGCACUCAGCACAUCCAGCACAGAGCAUGAGAAGGCAUAAACACACCACAUCCAGCACAUUACAACACAGAGACUGAAGAAAGGCAAACAUUUUCAUUCUGGUUACCUCAUUUCUCAACAAAGUUUACAAGUGCUUAUUCAACAAAACUAGCUCCAUUAACCAAAAAAGCUAAGCAAAAAGAUAUUUACAACACUUCCGAUGACAUACUCUAAACACUCAGAUGAGGCAUUUCACACCUUCAAAAGGCACGAUGACUCUAUGUACAAGUUAGCCUUGCUGGGAGAAGCAGAGUUACAACUACGUCACUGGGAGGCCAUGAAACUGAUAAAUAUAGCUUCAAGCCUUCGUAAUAGAUCCUUUUGUUGCACAGUAGCGAGCAUUGUAGCCCUUGGUCGGUAUAGGAAUCCCUAUAGACUGAUCAACACCUUGCACCUUCCAUGCACAGAAUUGGGCAUCAUGAACAAGAGGAUUGGUUGCACGAACUGGUGGAGACCCCAUGAAGUACGGAGGUGAAGCCUGCAGAUUGUGAAACCUUCUAGCUUAGAAUAUCAAGACGGUUGCCAACACUCUCACGGUGCAACUGGUCAGCCAGACAUGUCAGAGAAGCGGUUCGCUGAGCCAGCCCGGGUUCGAGUCACGACACAAGCUUCUUAAGAUGACAAUCAGGGGAACGUCUCUCCCCCUGGUCGAGUAUUUUUUUAGAAUAAUAUCAAGAUGUUUUGGAACUUUGGUUCCAUGUAAAGGGUGGCACUUUAUAUUUACCCAUGCUAGAAAUUUACUCCAAAACCAACUCAAAACCGAUAGAGAAAAAA